CUCAGCACUCUGCAGGCUUCUGUAGAGAAGUGUGUUUCCUAAACACAGAGUGGAUAAAUACAGCAUAAGAGAGAGGGCGGUAAGAAGCGAACGUCUGCUUUCUGACACCUUAAAAAUGAUGAAUGAAGUCUUCAGCUGUGGUGCCACCAAGCAACACUGGUAUCUUGUUGACUCACAACCAACACUAUGUGGAAGCUUUGUCUAACACAGUUAAAGUUAACUUGAAGAGGACAAGCCAUUAAAGGAAUGGCAAUAUAUAGAAAUGGAUGGACCGUCUUUGGCCUUGUAGUGACACUCGUUAUUUUGGAAACAGUGAACUUCGUUGGAUUUUCAAGUCAGGUUUUUCCGGUACACCAUGAAGAAGAACAAUUCCUACCUCACACCAGAGAGAAAAGAAAUGCGCCAACGAACCAAUGGGAUUACAUUGUUGAUGUUGUACUGAAUCCCUCUGAUGUAGCAACACUUGAGCAGCUUCGGUUUGCCUUAAAUGCUUCUACUCUCCCCAUACAACUUGAUAACAACACAGAGAUCUCUGACAUUAGUAUCACAACAGUCUGUUCCUCAACUGCCAAUGGCUCCCAGUGUAGAUGCGAGGAACAUUUUGCUUGGCCAUACAUCACCUGUGACACAUACGAAACUUGUGAUUACACAUCCAGUGGCAUCUGUACAUGCAUCAAUGCCAUUCCAGCUGAUGGUCAGUCCUGCCUGCCAAUAUCAGAACUGCUAGUUCAGUUUGAGUAUGAAGUAGAUGUGGAGCUGAACGUUUCAAAUAUAGAGACAGUGGACAACCUUCGGCUCCUCCUGGACACUGGUGGUUUUUCUUUGGCCUUGGGUCCCGCUGUGAAUGUCACACACAUUGACAUCACAACAGUGUGUUACCCAAAUGGUACCAACUUCCAGUGCAGAUGUGAGGAACAGUAUGUGUGGUCAUAUGGAAGCUGUAUUACAUAUGGAGCCUGUGAUGAGAUCACUGACGAAACAUGUGGGUGUAUCAACGGUAUUCCAGCCAAUGGGGAAUACUGCAAGCCAAAGGAAGAAGCUGUCCAGCUGUAUGAAUACAUAAUUGAAGUUGAAAUCAGCAUCGUUGACAUUGCACUGAUAGAACGCUUAAGGGAUGCUGUGGAGAUCACCAUUUUUCCUAUUCAGCUCAGCAACACAAUCAACAUCACACAGAUUGAUAUCAUAUUCACUGGACUUCCAGUUUUUUAUGAAUACCUAGUUUUCAUUGAGGUGAACACUACAGGAGCAGACCAGCUGAGAAACACCCUGACAAAUAUACAGUUCCCUGUACAAAUAAGCACCCGGGUAAACAUCUCUGAGGCUUAUAUUACCACAGUCUGCAGCCAAAAUGACACUGCUGUCCAGUGUCGCUGUGAGGACGACUACCUCUGGCCUUGUGAGAAAUGUGCCACCUAUGGGAAAUGUGAUGGUGAUACAAACAACACGUGUGGGUGCAUCAAUGCUAUUCCCACAGACGGACAGUACUGUCAGUCAGUGUACCUUCAAAACCUGACAGCGUGCCUUCUGACAACAACUGCACCAUCAACAGCUUCUCCAGUUGUUUAUGGAUACCUCAUUUCCGUUGAGUUGAACAUCUCAGAUGCUACACUAAUAAAUCAACUGAGGACCAUUCUGAGAAACAUCAGUUAUCCUGUCAACAUAAACAGCCAAAUACAAAUCUAUGAUGUCAACAUUUCCACAGUUUGCUCACCCAGCAAUGGUGGUUACCAGUGCACAUGUGAGGAUCAGUAUCGUUGGUCAUGUGACCAGUGUUUCCUGUAUGGAUACUGUGACAGCAUCACUGAUGACACAUGUGGAUGCAUCAAUGGCAUUCCUCCUGAUGGACGAUACUGCCAGCCUGCUGAUCAGUACAACUUCACAGCUUGUCCACUGACAACACCCUCUCCAUCACCAACAACUCCUGCAGUUUUUUAUGAAUACGAAAUUUCUGUUGAGUUGAACAUCUCAGAUGCUGCAAAAGUAAAUCAACUGAAGACCAAUCUGAGAAACAUAAGCUACCCCAUCAGCAUCGGUCAACAAGUACAAUUCUCAGAUAUCAACAUUUCUACAGUUUGCUCUCCCAGCAGUGGUGGUUACCAGUGCACAUGUGAGGAUCAGUAUCGUUGGCCAUGUGACCAGUGUUUCCUUUAUGGAUACUGUGACAGCAUCACUGAUGACACAUGUGGAUGCAUCAAUGGCAUUCCUCCUGAUGGAGGAUACUGCCAGCCUGCUGAUCAAUACAACUUUACAUCUUGUCCUCUAACAACAACAACAGCAACUCCCUCAUCAACAACUCCUCCAGCUCUUCACGAAUACCUAAUUUCUGUUGAAUUGAACAUCUCAGAUGUUACACUAAUAAAUCAACUGAGGACCAUUCUGAGAAACAUCAGUUUCCCCAUCAGCAUCAACAACAAUAUACAAAUCUAUGAUGUCAACAUUUCUACAGUUUGCUCUCCCAGCAGUGGUGAUUACCAGUGCACAUGUGAGGAUCAGUAUCGUUGGCCAUGUGACCAGUGUUUCCUGUAUGGUUACUGUGACAACAUCACUGAUGACACAUGUGGAUGCAUCAAUGGCAUUCCUCCUGAUGGAAGAUACUGCCAGCCUGCUGAUCAGUACAACUUCACAGCAUGUCCUGUUACAACACCCUCCCCACCUCCAACAGCUCCUCCAGCUGUUCAUAGUUACAUGAUUUCUGUUGAGUUGAACAUCUCAGAUGUGACACUAAUAAAUCAACUGAGGACCAUUCUAAAUAACAUCAGUUACCCCAUCAGCAUCAACGAACACAUACAAAUCUACGAUGUCAACAUGACUACAGUUUGUUCCCCAAAUGGUACGACAUUCCAAUGCAAAUGUGAAGAACAGUAUCAGUGGCCGUGUCAUAUGUGCAACACUUUUGGGACAUGUGACGAUAUAAUUGACAAUACUUGUGGAUGCAUCAAUGCCAUUCCUCCAGAUGGGGUUUAUUGCCAGGCACUAUCCGAACUCUACUUUUGUCCAUCACCAACUCCUCCAAAUGCUACCACCACUGUUGCAACAACGCAGAGCACUACUACAAUCUUAACACCAACCCCCACUGUCAUAACUGACACAACACUCUACUCUACAGCAGAGCCAAACAUCACUACAGCUGCAACAACUCCAAUAACAGUUGUAACAAACACAACACUCUAUUCUACAGCAGAGCCAAACAUAACUACAGCUGCAACAACUCCAAUGACAGUUGUAACAAUUACAGACACAACACUCUAUUCUACAGCAGAGCCAAACAUCACGACAGCUGCAACAACUCCAAUGACAGUUGUAACAAAUUCAACACCUGUUGCUACAACAGAUAUGACCACGACAACAGCUGUUACACCAACAGAAAUUACAACAUAUUCAACAACAGUUGCUCCAACAAGUGUAAAUACAACAACAGUCAACACAACACCAACAACAGUAACAAAUUCAACGCCGAUUCCCACAACACAUCAAAACACGACAACACCUUUAAAUCCACCAACAACUGUAGUAACAAACUCAACACCUGUGGUUACAACAGCCACAACUCCCACAACAAUUAUUGUGACCAAUUUUACAACAGUUGCUACAACAGUUGCUACAACAAACGUGGAUUCAACAACGCCAACCAGAACUCCAACAACUGUAACAGAUUCAACACCAUUUGAUACACCCACAACACCACCAAAAACGACUGUUACCACUGCACCAACAACAACUGCAACAACUCCAACAAUAGCUCCAACAACAGCUGCUACUACCAAGACCACAACCACUACGACCACUAUCCCCACCACAGCCUCUACCACAGUUGCUACUGCUAUCCCCACCACCACUACCAGCCCACCUGAUAGUAGUACCCUUUCAACAACUAGGGCACCCUCUUCACCUACAAUUCCAACUCCAACUGUUCCAGGACUCAAGGUGGAAAUGUCAGUGGAAUUCGACUUGGAAUUUAAACCAGGAUAUAGUGAUAGCACAAGUGCUGAAUACCAAGAUCUGGAAAGAAGGGUUAAUUCAGUGUUACAGGAGCAGUAUAAAGGAAUCACAGGGUUUAUCAAUGCUUUUGUGACUGGAUUCAGGGAAGGAAGUGUAAUUGCAGAAUUUAUUGUUCAGACAACACAAGUUGAUUCGAGUCAAGUGGCCGAAGUAAACAAUAACCUCACUGACGCAAUGAAGGCUAUUGCCCCUGUCCUUAAAGUGUCUGCACACUAUAAUAGUCCACGCUCACUGAGCUUCCCAGACCUUACUUAUACUGGUAAACCCAUGAAACUGACAUGUGAGCCUGCUGAGAACUUCAAUGUGGGAGAAAUCUCUGGUUCUAAGUGGAAAAAAAUUGGAGAAGGUGAUAUCAGAGAAAGUGAAAGGAUUUCAGUAUCUACUUCUAGUAAGAAGUCUGUGCUUGAAAUUAAGAAUGUCAUCCUUGCUGAUAUUGGACGCUACGAAUGCACUCUGACUAGUAAAGAGGUGAAUUUCAGACAAAGAGGAGACGUAACAAACGUGAAUAUCAAAGCAGCUCCUGUUUUACAACUAAAACGUAACAUUAAUGUUAAAUGUGAUGGGACGGACGGACAGAAACAGCCAAUUCGGUGCUGCGUGCAGAAGCCCUAUAAGGUCAAAUGGUUUCGCUUAAAUUCACCUUUGGUUUCCAGUGUCGACGAGGACAGUGCAGAAACCUUUUGCAGAACGUAUGAAUACAAUCUAGAAGGCUGCAGCGAGUCACAACCAAUAAGUUUUAAGUGUAAGGUAGAAGAUCUACAAGUUUCUGAAACAACAACACUGACCAUUUUCAAAGAAGGUGGUAAAUGUAAUAAAGAUCCGUAUGGGGAUGGAAAAGUCGGCGACAUAUCAGAGAUAGAAUGUGAUAGUGGUCAAGAGGGGAGCAAGACUGCAGUCUGUCAGGAAACCGGAGAGUGGAAAUUGCAGAAGGACACCUGCAUCAUUGUACAAGUCAAGGAAUUAUUGAUUGUUUCAGAGGAUUUGGUUAAGGAGGAAGUGCCAGCCUUUGUGGCAAAUUUAAGUGAGACUGUCAAAGAAGAAAAAUCAAAAAUUGCAAAUUCAUCUGCAACCAUAUCAGCUAUUGUUGACAUCCUAAACAACAUUGCAAAUGUUUCCUCUGCUGGAGUCAGUGAAGCUGUCAUACAAGAUGUACUUGAAACAGUUGAUGCCAUUGUUGGUGAUGAUUCAAGAGAGUCUUGGGAAGUUCUGAAUUCAAAUGGAUCCCACAGUGCAAGCUCAGAAUUAUUGCUUUCACUGGAGAACCUCUCUGAAGGGUUGGAUGGGGAGAUUGCGUUUGAGACUGAACGGAUCCAUCUCAACAGAGCACCGUUUGACAACUCAUUUAGGGCAGAUCUGAACAACAGCAUUGUCCUAGACAUUCCAGACACCAACCUCAGCAAUGUCUUUAUCACCACCAUGAUCUUCUCCACCCUUAAUAAUGUCUUGCCAGCACGGAACUCCAGCUUUGACACCAGCCUCCUCAACGGCACCAUUAAUGAUACUGUCACGGAUAAUGCCAUUAACGCUGCAGUGGUGCUUGUCAAAAUAAAUGCAACAAUUCAGAAUGUUACUCUGAGCUAUGACAAGCUGAACAUGUCCCUGUCAUUAAACCCACAGUGUGUCUUCUGGAACUUCACACUGUUUGAUAAUCUCGGUGGUUGGGAUGAUGAAGGUUGUACGUUUGUUUCAGACAUAAAUGACACGGUAAAGUGCAACUGUAACCAUCUCACCUCUUUCUCAAUUCUGAUGGCAACAAACAUCCCUCCAGAACUGAGAAAAGUCUUGGAUGUAAUCACUUAUGUUGGAGUUGGGAUAUCUCUGGCAAGCUUAGUCAUCUGUCUCAUUAUUGAAGGAUACGUUUGGAAAGCCAUCACCAGAAAUAGCACUGCCUUCAUGCGUCACGUUUCCAUCAUUAACACUGCCCUUUCUCUGUUGAUUGCUAACAUCUGCUUCAUCAUUGCUGCCAGUAUCGCUAAGAACCCCCUUGAAAACCCAGGGGAGAACUAUGAAGUUCCAAAGGGACCAUGCAGCACAGCAACAUUUUUUAUGCACUUUUUCUACCUUGCUCUGUUCUUUUGGAUGCUUGUGUCAGGCCUUCUUCUCUUUUACCGGACAGUCAUGGUCUUCUCCCACAUGUCCAAGUCAACCAUGUUGGCUAUUGGCUUCACAUUAGGCUAUGGUGGCCCUCUGAUUAUUGCCAUAAUUACUGUUGCUGUCACAGCCCCGAGCAAUGGAUACAUCAGGAAAGACUUUGCUUGUUGGCUCAACUGGCUUGAGACAAAGGCCCUGCUGGCAAUGGUGAUACCUGCCUUGACUAUAGUUUUCAUCAACAUUAUAAUUGUUUUUGUGGUUUUGUUCAAAAUGUUGAGAAGAGGUGUCGGAGACACUGCCCAAGCAGAUGAAAAACACACUCUUGUGGUUAUUUUAAGGUGUGUAGUAAUUUUGACUCCUUUAUUUGGACUGACCUGGUCUCUGGGAGUGGGAACCAUGAUAUCGUCAACAAAUCAGGGAAUCCACAUUGCUUUUGCAUUCUUCAAUUCGCUACAGGGUUUCUUCAUUUUAGUGUUUGGGACACUAUUCGAUUCAAAGAUCCGCUCUCUCCUCUCAAGACGAUUACCUACAUCAAGCACAGGCUCAGGCUCCAAUCCAACAAGAAGUACAAGUGGUGGCAUUUCCUCUCUCAGUGGAUUAAGCUGGAUAAGUCGACUGCGUGGAAGAAGAUAUGUCUAUCAUUUGUCAGAAGCGGCAAACUCAAGCAGCAAUGGUGCAUCAGAGUCCUUCUCCAACAUUUGAAUCACCACAUCAUGGUGUACAUGUAUACAUUUAUUUUAUUCAUGAGUCAAAAGAACAUAUAAGAAUAUUUUUGUAAAAUGUAUAGCACAUUAUCAGAAAUUUCUAACAAUAAAGUUCACUGGA
Messenger RNA from Centropristis striata (black sea bass), 6915 nucleotides. RefSeq lists its product as uncharacterized. The record is from RefSeq and is a predicted model, not a curated record. NCBI's taxonomy places the organism in Eukaryota, Metazoa, Chordata, Actinopteri, Perciformes, Serranidae. Gene Ontology annotation, molecular function: G protein-coupled receptor activity. Gene Ontology annotation, cellular component: membrane. The transcript has 49 exons. Gene Ontology annotation, biological process: G protein-coupled receptor signaling pathway; cell surface receptor signaling pathway. The coding region runs from base 247 to 6792 and encodes 2181 amino acids.